This is a messenger RNA of Torulaspora globosa, 1446 nucleotides long. It is a transcript of the gene PRR1, whose product is annotated as serine/threonine protein kinase PRR1. Gene Ontology annotation, cellular component: cytoplasm. Gene Ontology annotation, molecular function: protein serine/threonine kinase activity; ATP binding. The record is from RefSeq and is a predicted model, not a curated record. Lineage: Eukaryota; Fungi; Ascomycota; Saccharomycetes; Saccharomycetales; Saccharomycetaceae. Bases 1 to 1446 code for a protein of 481 amino acids. Gene Ontology annotation, biological process: peptidyl-serine phosphorylation; autophagy. The transcript has a single exon.
AUGCCUGAGGAAGAUCCGCAGGCGCCAAAGGUCCCACAAAAAGGCAUCUUCGAUUCGGAGAAUGAGCCUCUACGAUCUGAAAAUGCAAGCCAGAAUGGGCAGGUAACACCACUAUCACUGAUGAUUCCGACCUUUGAAUCUGUGCAGACUUUACCAACUCCGAUGACGUACACUCCUCCAGCGCAUUCAGCAAAAUCACCACGACAAGCUCUCGUUAUUUCAAAGAGACGAGGAGAUGCGGUGCAGCCCGCCAAAGAAAAUGCAGGCGCCCAGCAUCGCGUUGUGUCGGAGCUUUUCCCUCUGCCGGAGGCUGCGCAACAGAGAGUCAGUUCUUUGCCGACAGUUAGUGAGAGUUCAUCGACGACCGACUUUUCAUUAUCGGCCAGAAGCGACCCAAUAGAAGUAGAUACCGUGGAUGAUCAGGAAAUACUGAUAGGAUAUAUGUUGGAUCGCUUGGAUGUGCCGAUGAGAUGGAAGAAAGUGAGACAGAUUGGAUCGGGCAACUUCAGUAAUGUGUUCCUGUAUGAAUCGAUAGAUCAAACUACAGAUCCUAGAUUGAGGCUGGUUUCAGUAAAGAGAAUCAAAUACCCGGAAGAGUUGGUGAAUAGGCAGGCGUUAAACCCACAGUUGGCCAAGGAUUUGCUUUCACGUCUGGAAAGCUCGCUGAGCAGAGAGCUUGCCAUACUUAAAAGCCUGGAUUACCCAUCUAUCGUGAAACUAUACGGGGUCAACAACCCUGUCUUCAUAACGAGCAAAAAGCCCUUGAGAGAUUUAAUGCUACGUGAGGAUAGACUGCCGCAUUGUGACAUGAUCAUGUCCUACUGCUCUGGAGGGGACCUGCUGGUGGCAGCAACUAGCUGUAACGGGAAGCUCGAAGUGUCGGUGGUACAGAGGCUUUUCUCGGAGCUGGUUAUGGCGGUCAAAUACUUGCAUGACAACAACGUAAUUCAUAGGGACUUAAAACUAGAGAAUGUGCUUCUCAAAUUCCCAUUGGAUGCUAUUAUCGAUAUGAAAGACUCGCCAGUGUAUCUGAAACACCACUUGAUAGAAUUGGCCGAUUUUGGACUUUGUAAGAAGAUUGAGCCAGGUGAACUUUGUACAGCCCGUUGCGGCUCGGAAGAUUAUGUUUCCCCAGAAAUCUUGAUGGGAAUACCAUACGAUGGCCGUCUGAGUGAUACCUGGGCAUUAGGGGUGAUCUUGUUCGGUUUACUGGAGGAUAGACUACCAUUCGAUCCUCCUCCCAAUGCGUCAGUGAGACAACGCAAUAGAGCCACAUCCCACAGGAUUGCCCGCUACGAAUGGAAGUGGCUCCGACUGUUGAAUGAAGACCUUGACGCUAAGCAGAUCGUUCAGCAUACUCUGACCAGGAAAAGCGAAAGAUGGAGGAUCGAUCAGAUAAGAGAGUCAAGUUUUGUCAAAUCGACCGCAGACGCUCUACCGUUCUGA